Molecule: messenger RNA, 598 nt
Organism: Mangifera indica (mango)
Lineage: Eukaryota; Viridiplantae; Streptophyta; Magnoliopsida; Sapindales; Anacardiaceae
Exons: 3
Coding region: 43-555 (170 amino acids)
Source: RefSeq, a predicted model, not a curated record
UUGAGUGAACCUAACAGCAACACAAGAUGAAGAAUUCUUUGCAUGAGUGUGUGUAGGAUUAUAAAUUCUAUCACUCAAUUAAUUUACAUCCUCAUUCUUUUAUUUUUAACUUGUCUCGUGUGUCUGAGAAGAGAUGGUAUGGGCUUAAAGUUUUUGCUUUGGCUACAGUACAGAUUGGGGUGCUCUAGAAAAGUUCUCAAAGGAGAAGCGACCACCAAUUGGGUACAGGCCAUUUUUGGAGGCAUGCGUAGAUGCAGAUGUAAAAGGCGAAGCUCUAAAAUACAUCCCCAAACUAGUGGAUCCUUAAGAAAAGGCUGGGGCUUAUGCUCACAUUGGUAUGGCCGAGCUGCACAUGCUGCUUCACAGGCAAAAGAUAGUGAAACUGACAUUGACAUUUGUACAAAAUGCAGUAGCUUCAUCAAUUUUCAACACUCUAAGAGAUAUAUUAUCCUUGCAAAGUGUUUCUUAAUACUGUAUCUUGGCUUUUUCUUUCUUCUUAAUUUUGUAAGUUUGCAUAUUGUGCGCAUAUUCUUUCUAAGAUCAUAUUCUGAAUGAAUGUACAGGUAGAAAGACUCAUCUUGCAGAAAUGGCGUUCGCU